Molecule: messenger RNA, 1326 nt
Organism: Caenorhabditis remanei
Lineage: Eukaryota; Metazoa; Nematoda; Chromadorea; Rhabditida; Rhabditidae
Exons: 8
Coding region: 1-1326 (441 amino acids)
Biological process (GO): regulation of DNA-templated transcription
Molecular function (GO): sequence-specific DNA binding; zinc ion binding; DNA-binding transcription factor activity
Source: RefSeq, a predicted model, not a curated record
AUGUCCCGUGGAAACUGCAAGGUAUGCGACUCCCCGAACGCCACUAAUUUCCAUUUCGGAGCACACGCAUGCAAGGCUUGUGCUGCUUUCUUCCGAAGAACAGUGAAAACUGGUCAAAUUUAUACUUGUGCCGGUGAUAACAGCUGUGAGAUUAACCACGCCCUCCGACAAAAUUGUAGACAGUGUCGUCUAGCGAAAUGUCAAGAGGCGGGAAUGAAAGAAGAUUUGGUUCAAGGUCAGAAAGUAGGUAUAUCAGAGAAUGGAACUAUGAAGAGGAGUAGUCCGAUGGAGGAACAGCCGAGCACUUCAUCGUACUAUGAUCAUCCGACUCCUCCAGGACCGUCUGAAUCCCAAUGGGAUAAUCAUUAUCAUCAUCCACCAAUAAAAUCAAUGAGACAUGAACAAGAAGAUCUAAUGGAAAUGGAAGAGUUCCAGCAAUUCAUUCAAAUUCCAACUCAUACAAGUUCUUCGAUUUUAAUUUUGCCUGUGACCCCGGUUGACAAUUUAGAAGAGGAAGAGAGGCUGUACGGGUUGGCGUCAUUAUACAUGGAGCAGUUGGUGAAUUUAAAUAUGAGAAGAAGGUUGACAUAUGCAAAAGUUACACUCGCCGCAAUGUUCGACGGGCCUUGUGUUUGUCCCUUCGAGAUUUCUGAUCUUCGCCCAUUCGACCACAGAUCCUAUCGAUAUAAAAAUCGAAAUGAUUACACAAUGAUACUGGAUUAUGUCAACAGAUUCCCCGAGUUUCAUCUUCUUAACAAAUCGGAGAAAACUGUAAUUUUUCAAACAACAGCUGCAGUCGAUGCUCUUGCUGAUCCGGCGUACUACAGCCAAGUAAUGUAUCCAAAUGAUUCAGUUUUUGUGACGAGAGAGGGGAAGUUUAUUAGAAUGGAUCCUUUGCCAUCAACUGAAUUAGAUUUGGAUUCAGGAGUUUAUAGCUCAGAAGACAUCAGCAUGUACAAAUCUAUGGUAUUGAUGAUUCGACGACAAUGGAAGAAUGUGAACUUACCUUUGAAGAAGCUGAAAAUGUCACUUUCAGAGUUCUCACUUUUCAAAGCACUCACUAUUUGGCAUUACAAUUACUACAAACUACAAGAUAAGGGACGUCAAAUCUCUGCACGUCAACGUGACGACAUUUUUCGAACACUUCUUCUAAUAUGCAAAGACGAAGGACAUGAUGACCCAGUACUUCGUGUUUCUGAAAUCGUGUUGGCAGUUGGGAUUGUGAUGACAGAAGUACACGAGUUGGUGACUUCGUUGUUCGAGAUUAUCGUAUUCGAUGACGUAGAUGACCCGAUUUUGAAAGAUAUGCUCAAGUUUCAAUAUUAA